UUCUUCUGGUGAAGGCUUGGAGCAGGGCCAGGAGUUGGUAUUCAGGAUCCUACAUCCAUUUUGCCUUGGAUAACCAGCAUUACCUGAGGCCUUUAGAGCUUUUGGAAAUUUUCCACUUGCAUUUCGUAUUCGCAGGAGAAUUUCCAGGCCAGACUUUUCCUGCUCACAGAUAUGCAAAGCAGAGACCUCCCACCCCAGCCACAGCAGGGAGGACUCAGCUAGCUGCUCCCGCCCUGACUCAGCUCCAGCCAGCACAGGCAGCACAUCGCCUGGGUGGCAUCCUCAGAAUCAGUUAUGGAGACACCAGGCUCAGCCGAGAUGCCUCGCCAAUUCCCCAAGUUGAACAUGUCCGAUUUGGACGAGCAAGUCCGGCUGUUGGCGGAGAAGGUGUUUGCUAAGGUGCUCAGAGAAGAGGACAGCAAAGAUGUUAUGUCCCUGUUCACUGUCCCUGAGGACUGUCCCAUUGGACAGAAGGAAGCCAAGGAGAGAGAGCUCCAGAAGGAACUGGCAGAGCAGAAGUCUGUGGAGACAGCAAAAAGAAAGAAGAGUUUCAAGAUGAUUCGGUCGCAGUCUCUGUCCCUGCAGAUGCCAACACAACAAGACUGGAAAGGCCCUCCAACCGUCAGUCCGGCCAUGUCUCCUGCAACUCCUCUGGUUCCUGGAGCCACUUCCAAGCCUGGGCCAGUACCCUAUGCCAUGCCUGAGUAUCAGAGGGUCACUAUCAGUGGAGAUUACUGUGCAGGGAUCACUGUAGAAGACUAUGAACAGGCUGCCAAGAGCCUGGCCAAGGCCCUGAUGAUCCGGGAGAAGUAUGCACGGCUUGCCUACCACCGGUUCCCACGGACCACAGCCCAGUACUUGGCUCACCAGGGGGAAAGUGUAUCUUUGGAAGAAGGUCUCCCAGACUUCCACCCUCCCCCACUACCCCAAGAAGACCCUUAUUGCCUGGAUGAUGCACCCUCCAACCUGGGCUACCUGGUCCGCAUGCAGGGAGGCAUCCUUUUCGUGUAUGACAACCAGACAAUGCUAGAACGCCAGGAGCCCCACAGCCUGCCCUAUCCUGACCUGGAAACCUACACUGUGGACAUGAGCCAUAUUCUGGCACUCAUCACUGAUGGCCCCACGAAAACCUAUUGUCACCGGCGACUGAACUUUCUGGAAUCCAAAUUCAGCCUCCAUGAGAUGUUAAACGAGAUGUCAGAGUUCAAGGAAUUGAAGAGUAACCCCCACAGAGACUUCUAUAAUGUGAGGAAGGUGGACACGCACAUUCAUGCAGCGGCCUGCAUGAAUCAGAAACACUUGCUGCGCUUUAUCAAGCACACGUACCAGACAGAGCCUGACAGAACUGUGGCCGAGAAACUGGGUCGGAAGAUCACCCUAAGGCAGGUGUUCGACAGCCUGCAUAUGGACCCCUAUGACCUCACCGUGGAUUCACUGGACGUCCAUGCGGGCCGACAGACAUUCCACCGUUUUGACAAGUUCAACUCCAAGUACAACCCCGUGGGGGCCAGUGAGCUCCGGGACCUGUACCUGAAGACUGAAAACUUCCUGGGAGGAGAGUACUUUGCUCGGAUGGUCAAGGAAGUGGCCCGGGAGCUGGAGGACAGCAAGUACCAGUACUCAGAACCACGGCUCUCCAUCUAUGGCAGAAGUCCCCAGGAGUGGUCCAGCCUGGCCCGCUGGUUCAUCCAGCACAAGGUCUACUCACCCAACAUGCGCUGGAUCAUCCAGGUGCCCCGGAUCUAUGACAUAUUUAGGUCAAAGAAACUACUGCCAAACUUUGGGAAGAUGCUGGAGAACAUCUUCCUGCCCCUUUUCAAGGCUACCAUCAACCCCCAAGACCACCGGGAGCUUCACCUCUUCCUCAAAUAUGUGACAGGGUUUGACAGCGUGGAUGAUGAGUCCAAGCACAGCGACCACAUGUUCUCAGACAAGAGUCCCAGUCCAGACCUCUGGACCAGCGAGCAGAACCCACCCUACAGUUACUACCUGUACUACAUGUAUGCCAACAUCAUGGUGCUGAACAACCUUCGCAGGGAACGUGGCCUGAGCACAUUCCUGUUCCGGCCUCACUGUGGGGAGGCCGGCUCCAUCACCCACCUAGUGUCCGCCUUCCUGACUGCAGACAACAUUUCCCAUGGACUGCUCCUUAAGAAGAGUCCUGUAUUGCAGUAUCUCUACUACCUGGCUCAGAUCCCUAUUGCCAUGUCUCCUCUCAGCAACAAUAGCCUAUUUCUGGAAUAUUCCAAGAAUCCACUUAGGGAAUUCCUACACAAGGGACUGCAUGUCUCUCUCUCUACUGAUGACCCCAUGCAGUUCCACUACACCAAGGAGGCACUCAUGGAGGAAUAUGCCAUCGCAGCCCAAGUGUGGAAGCUCAGCACGUGUGACUUGUGUGAGAUCGCCAGGAACAGUGUGCUGCAGAGCGGCCUCUCACAUCAGGAGAAGCAGAAGUUUUUGGGACAGAAUUAUUACAAAGAAGGACCAGAGGGCAAUGAUAUCCGAAAGACCAAUGUAGCACAGAUCCGGAUGGCAUUCCGCUAUGAGACCCUGUGCAAUGAGCUCAGUUUUCUGUCUGACGCCAUGAAGUCAGAGGAAAUCACAGCCCUGACCAAAUAGGCCCAGCGUUCCUCACACACUUCCACCUUUCUGUUUAAUUUCAAGGCUGCUGGAGCUAAUGAUGGCCAAGAUCUCAAACUAGGGCUUUUGUCUGUGACGAGGCUGAUUUUGGUUGCACCUUACGAACACCUCCCACGGGCGA
Messenger RNA from Phodopus roborovskii (desert hamster), 2761 nucleotides. RefSeq names its product adenosine monophosphate deaminase 3 (gene Ampd3). The record is from RefSeq and is a predicted model, not a curated record. NCBI's taxonomy places the organism in Eukaryota, Metazoa, Chordata, Mammalia, Rodentia, Cricetidae. The coding region runs from base 295 to 2619 and encodes 774 amino acids. Gene Ontology annotation, cellular component: cytosol. The transcript has 15 exons. Gene Ontology annotation, molecular function: AMP deaminase activity. Gene Ontology annotation, biological process: AMP metabolic process; IMP salvage.